This is a messenger RNA of Eimeria acervulina, 5310 nucleotides long. RefSeq lists its product as hypothetical. NCBI's taxonomy places the organism in Eukaryota, Apicomplexa, Conoidasida, Eucoccidiorida, Eimeriidae. The record is from RefSeq and is a predicted model, not a curated record. The transcript is spliced from 7 exons. The coding region runs from base 1 to 5310 and encodes 1769 amino acids.
AUGCGGCCUAGGGGCGAGAAUGCCUCUCGCGGUGGGGCCGUGCCCCCGAGCAGCAGGAGCAGCAGCAGCAGCAGCAGCAGCAGCAGCAGCAGCACGAGUAAAAGCAGUAGCAGCAGCAGCAGCAGCAGUAGUAGUAGUAGUAGUAGUAGUCAUACCAGCAGCAGCAGCGCCGUCACUAUUGCAUCUCUGUUUCCUCGCAGCAGCAGGUUCAGUUCCUACAUGCGAGUGGAGCGCUGCAGCUCCGUGGGGCGUAGCAGCACCCAUCAGCAGCAGCAACAGCAGCAGCAGCAGCAGCAGCAGCCGCUGCAGCAGGUUGUGCAUGUUCACGUGGCCCUGCAGCGGCGGAGCCUGAGGGAUUCAGACGUGGAGGAGUUUGUCCAUUGGCUGUCGCAGUGCGUGCAGCAGCAGUCCCGCAGCAGCAGCAGCAGCAGCAGCGGCAGCAGCAGCAGCAGCAGCAGCAGCAGCAACAGCAGCAGCAGCAGCCCGGGGGUGGGCCGUCUGCCUGCAGCAGUGGUGUUAUCAGUAGACCUGGCGGAGAACAGCAUUACUGGCGCUGGGGUUACUUGUUUGCUUUCCUUUCUUUCUAGCUGCUGCAGCACUUUGAAGCUCAGCAAGCUGAAGCUGUUUAAGAACAGCAUUGGUGAUGCGGGUGCAGCAGCAGUUGCUGCCUACAUCACAAAAGCAGCAGCAGCAGGAUGUUUGCUGCUAGAGGAACUCCACAUGUCGCACUGCAGCAUCAGCAGCAGCGGUGCGCUGCUCGUUAUGAAUGCUGUUGCGGCUGCUGCUACUCCUGCUGCUGACAGCAGCAAAGAAAGUGCUGCAGCAGCAGCGGCUUCUGCUGCUGCUGCUCCUGCUGCUACAUUUGUCUACCCACGUCUGGAUUCUCGCAAGAAAUCACAUGUGCCGCUUUGGUUAAGGAUGGAGUACAAUGCAAUUGCAGACCCAAUGACUUUGGUCCGUCAGUGGGCAACCACGGCGAAACAGAAGAGAGGAGCUGCUGCUGCUGUUUGCUUCGCCGAUAAGCAGCAGCCGCAGCAGCAGCACUGCACCCCAGCGCGCUGCUGGAAAGCCUCUGCACAUUCUGCUGUACCAGUCCUACAUAUGUAUAUGUUUGCGCACCAGUCUUCUGGAGACAGCCGCCGCAGCCCUCCAUCUCGUUCGACAGCCUUGACUGCGGCAGCACCGCACUCUAGCGGCCAUGCUGCUGCAGGGCCGGCGUCUGCUGCUACUGUUGCAGCGCCAGCAGCAGCAGCAGCAGGCCAGCGAGCAAGUUCAGCAUCAGCAGCAGCAGCAGCAGGACCAGCAGCAGCAGCAGCAGCACCAGCACAAGGGCAGAAACUCAAAUGCCCAGCCGCCAGCUAUUCACGACGCUCAUCUGAUGACCCCACAGCCAAGCAGCAGCAGCAACAGCAGCAGCAGCAGCAGCAGCAGCAGCAGCAGCAGCAGCAGCGGGGCAGCAAGGGUGCGCUGAGCAGCAACACCAGCAGCAGCAGGCAGCAGCCAGUGGCAGCACCUCCCGGUAGUAACAGCCGCGGGCGUGACGCAGCUGCAGCAACAGCAGCAGCAGCAACAGCACCAACAGCAGCAGCAACAGCAGGAGCUGCAGCGGAUCGACGGCCCGCCUCUUCGCGAGUAUCGUAUGCAGCAGCAGCAGCAGCGCCACCUGCUGGUGCUGCUGCUGCAGCUGGUACUGCUGCUGCACGCCCACCCCCAGCAAGUGAAGGCAGAGCUGCAGCAAGAGGACCAGCAGCAGCAGCAGCAGCACCUGCUGCAGCAACAGCCAGAGCACCAACAGCGGAGACCUCCCGCAGUCAACCCACUGCCUCUGCUGGUUCAGCAGCAGCAGGAUCAGCAGCAGCAGCACCAGCAACGACGGGAGCAGCAGCUCCCUCAGUUGCAGCAGCAGGACCUCCAGCGGCAGCAGCCGCAUCAGGAAAAGUAUCAGUGAGAGGAGCAGCAGUCAGCCCCGCAGCAGCAAAAACAGCUGCGGCACACACUGCAGCAGCAGCAACUGCAGCAGGAGCAGCAGCAGCAGCAGCAGAAGAUGCCAGUCCUGUUGAUAUUUUGCGCAGCCUUCCUCUUUAUAUUUUCGUUGAUUCAUCUGCUGUCACGCAGAUGAGAGAAGGAACUUGUGCUGCUCACACGCAGUGUGAGGAGCCUUGCCCUAUCAGCUUUGCUGGGUUACGCCGUCUGUACAGCCAGGGGCUGCUGGCUUGCAGAUGCCAGAAGCCUGCUGCUGCUGCUGGAGCAGCAGCAGAAGCAGCACAUGCAGGAAGUUCAGCAGCAGAAGCAAAUGCGUCUGUAUCGGACAGCGACAUUUCAGUCUUUCUUGUAACGGAUUAUGUAGAGCGGGAGGUUUCCCGCAUACAGCAGCAGCAGCAGCAGCAGCAGCAGCAGGACGGUGCCCUGCAGCAGCUGCGGCAGCUGGCGAGUGAUUUUCAAGUCGUUGAAUAUAUUGAAGGGAUAAAGAAGAGCCCCAAGCAGCCGCUGCCUCCGCAGCAGCAGCAGCAGCAGGGGCAGGAGCAACAGGAAGGCGAACAGCAGCAGCAGCAGCGGCAGCAGCAGCAGCAGUUUUCGCUGCUGUCACCCCAAGACCUCUCCCUCGGCAGCGCGCUGCAGCUGAGCCCUGACACGCUGGAGGCCCUCGACUUCGCGCUCUUGUGGAAGAAGCAUUUAGAGGAGGUUUGCACGGGCUUCACUGCCAGCAGCAGCAGCAGCAGCAGCAGCAGCAGCAGCAGCAGCGACAGCAGCAGCAAGUCGAGCGAUGGCCUCGUCUUCAUGCUGACAGCUGACCCAGCUGUGAAAGUCUUUCUGCAGCGAGUUGCUGCUCCUUCUGCUGCUGCUGAUGCUGCUGCUGCUGCUGCAGAGGAAAGGAAACCUCACGUGCCGUGCAUGCUGCUAGAGGAGCUGUGCUGCUGUUUAGGUGCAGCAUACCCUCAUUUGCUGCAGCAGCAGCAGAGACGGCAGCUGCAGCAACAGAGACCUCUCUCAGCAGGAGAUCUGCGUAGUCUGAUGCUUGCUGCCCUAAAGCACCAGCAGGAGCAGCAGCAGCAGCAGCUUGCAGACGAAGCAGCAGCAGCAGCAACGUCGCCCUCCACAGCAACAGGUUGUGGAGGGGCUGCAACAACAGCUGUCUGUACUGCAGUAACUGCCCCAGCAGCAACAGCAGCAGCAGCAAAUGCUGCUGCAGCACCCGCACUACCAGGAGUAGCAGCACCAGCAGCAGCAGCAACAGCAGCAGCAGAAAAAGAAGCAGAGUCGCGAGUGAAUGGAAGUGCGUACAAUCCUCUUUUUUCCUCGUUGAUCACAGGCCUAACAGACGCUGCUUACAGCAGCAGAAACAGCAGCAGCAGCAGCAGCAGCAUUAUUACUAGUAGUAGUAGCAGCAGCAGCAGCUGCAGCAGCAGCACAGUAGUCAGCAGAUUCUGCAACACCACAAGCCUCGCGAGUCGCACUGUGGUGACAGUUGAAGAGAUAGAAGAGCUGCAGUUGCGGCAGCAGCAGCAGCAGCAGCAGCAGCAGCAGCAGCAGCCGCAGCAACAGCAGCAGCAGCAGCAGCAGUUGCAGCUGCACUUACCCCCCGGAUUUGCCAGUGCCUCUAGAGGCCCCGAGACAGCAGCAGCAGCAGACUUCCUGUUUGCUUCUUACUUAGGUGAUGAUAAUAAACACAAUGGUAUGCCAGAAGGAAGCAGCGACACUACGCCGAUUGCUGCUGCUGCUGCUGCUGCUGCUACUGCUGCUGACAGAGCAGAAUUGAGCUUCCCAAGCAGCGCAGCAGCAGCAGCAGCAGGAACAGAUUCUUAUGCUGCAGCAGCAAACAACAGAGAGGCCGAAGAGGCUGCUGCACUUCCCAAGCCUUUAAGUGCAGCAGCUGGCGGGGUGGUGGCGCAUGCAGAUCCGCAGCAACGAGCAGCUGCAGCAGCAGCUGCUGCUGCGCGCUCGCAGUUGCAGCUGCAGCACCAACCGCUGCAGCUGCAACAGCCAAGGCAAGUUGAAGACCCAGUGGGUGCGGCGCAGCAUCAGCAGCAAGACUGGGAGCUCAAGGACGAGCUAAUAACCGCCAUAGCGAUGGUGCAAGAACUGGCGACUCGCAUUCGUCUGUCAGACCCAGCAGCAACAGCAGCAGCAGCAGCAGCAGCAGCAGCCGGUGGCAGCUGCGUAACUGAUGGGGUUCUUGUUGAGGACCUCCUAAUGCGCGCGCAGCACUGUGUAUAUCGUUGGCGUCGUUUGUUGCUGAAGCAGCAGCAGCAGCAGCAGCACCAUCAGCAGCAACAACCGUGGGAGCAUCAGCAGCGGCAGCACCCGCAGCAGCAGCAGCAGCAACAACAACAGCUCGCUUUGCAGCACCGUGAUAUGGCGUCUUCAUGCAUUAGCAGCAGCGUACUGGCUAUACACGAUCAGCAGCCGCAACAGCAGCAGCAGCAGCAGCUCGCGCUGCAGCAGCCGCAGCAGCAGCAGCAGCAGCUGCAGCAGCAACCGUGGGAGCAGCAGCCAUACCCCCGGUGGCCGUUGCCGGUAGAUCAGCGGCAUACGCCUCCAACUGUAUGGCAGCCGCAGCAGCAGCAGCAACAGCAGCAGCAGCAGCAACAGCAGCAGCAGCAGCAGCAGCAGCAUGGAGGCCUUCUAUGGGGUAGGGAAGCAGACGCAUGGCAACCUCCUCACGUCUUGCAGCAGCCGCAGCAGCAGCAACAACUUUCGCUGCAGCAGCAGCAGCAGCAGCCAUUGCAGCUGCAGCAAACAUCAUCAACAGUCUGGCAGCAGCAGCAGCAGCAGCAGCCACCGGCACCGCCGCAGCAGCAACAGCAGCAGCAGCAGCAGCAACCACCGCUUGCUCGGCAGCAGGUAGGCCAAGACAACUGCCUGUGGGAGCUGAAGUCAAGCAAGCAGCAGCUGCAGCAACAGCAACUGCAGCAACAGCAGCUGCAGCAACAGCAGGUGCAUCACAAGCAGCAGCAGCAACAGCAGCAGCUGCAGCAGCAACAGCAGCAACAGAAAAGCAGAAGCUUUUGCAACAGGGGCUGCAGCUGCUGCUGCUUCCGCAGCAGGUGCUGCUGGAGCGCUGAGGUGUACGUACACCUGGCGUAUGAGGCUUCUCUAAAGUCGAUGAUGCAGCAGCGUGCAUUUGUUUAUCAGCGCAACGUGCUGCUGCAUGGACCCCAUAGCAGCAGCAGCAGCAGCAGCAGCAGCAGCGGCGGCGGCAACAGCAGCAACAACAGCAGCAGCAACUGGAGCAGCAGCAAGAGCAGCAACGACCAGCAGCACAAGAUGGUGCUUGUGUGUUUAUUGUUUUUGUCUGUGUGUGAAUCUUAA